Prunus armeniaca (apricot) is the source of this 687-nucleotide messenger RNA. The record is from the annotation of a GenBank genome assembly. NCBI's taxonomy places the organism in Eukaryota, Viridiplantae, Streptophyta, Magnoliopsida, Rosales, Rosaceae.
AUGGCUCAUUUCAUUCCAUGCAAGAAAACAAUGGAUGCUUCCUAUAUAGCUUAUAUUUAUUUCAAAGUGGUGGUUAAGCAUCAUGGUGUUCCAAAGUCUAUUGUUUCGGACAGGGAUACAAAAUUUCUCAACCAUUUUUGGACGCAUCUGUGGAAGAGAAUUGGUACUAAUUUGCUUUAUAGUAGUGCCUACCACCCUCAAACGGAUGGGCAAACUGAGGUUGUGAAUAGAACAUUGGGCAAUUUACUCAGGAGUUUGUCAGCAAAGAAGCCAAAACAAUGGGAUUCACUACUUGCUCAAGCAGAAUUUGCCUACAACUCGAGUGUAAAUCGUUCUACAGGAAAGACUCCAUUUGAGGUUGUCUAUGGGAAAACUCCAAGCCACUAUCUUGAUCUUGUUCCCAUUUCUAAUCCUACAGUAACCAGCAAGAAAGCAGAAGAUUUUUCUGUUUCAAUAGCAAGAGUUCAUGAGGAUGUGAAGAAGAAACUCGAGGAAAGCAAUGAGAAGUACAGAGAAGCUGCCAAUGCUCAUUGGCGUGUAAAGCAAUGCUUACAAAAUCGAGCUACCUUCGACUAUUGUACCCAUCCUACUUUUAAUGUGCAAGACAUGUCUGAAUAUCUUGGCGAAUUCGAUUCAAACUCGAGGGCGAGUUUCUUCUCACGAGGGGAGUAUGAUGCAGUGCAUUAA